Molecule: messenger RNA, 1588 nt
Organism: Rubroshorea leprosula
Lineage: Eukaryota; Viridiplantae; Streptophyta; Magnoliopsida; Malvales; Dipterocarpaceae
Source: the annotation of a GenBank genome assembly
CGCUUCUCUUCUUUUCUUUCCUGCCUCACCGUCCGUCAAAUCAGCUUUUGCAACUGCAGCCUUGCCGUUCCGUCGCUUCUUGUAUUGACGCAACAAUACAGCCGGACAUUUCCUCUCUUCCACCUUACCUUCCUUGCCGACGGUGAGAGUAACCGAUCGAGUGGGAUCGAAAUCGUUUGAAAAUUUGAAGCAAUGGCCGAAACUCCUUCAAAACUUGCCGAAGAUACUUUAUCCCUUGACACUUCUGCUGAAGCCCAUCUUUCAGUUUGUUAUGCUCCUUUGGUUUCUUUGCAUUAAAGUUCCUCGCCCUGAUGUUUUUAUAGUACAGGUUUGAGAAGCAUUAUGCGAAAAAGGCAAAUGGUUUGUUGUGUGUAACAAGGGCAAUGCAACAAGUAUUUGCUGAUUAGGUCAUUCAUAUGUUUGGUUGUGGACUACCUGUAUGUGCUAUUUCCUAUUCAUGCAUUCAAGAAUUUGAUAAAGUUGAGAAAAAUGGACUACUCUUUUCAUCACUAUCAGAGCUUGCCAAUGAGUUAUUGAUGCUCUUCAAGGGAUUUCCUGAUGAAUAUAAUGCUCUGAAGUCUCUAAGAAAUGGUGCAUUGGUAAUGAGCUCCUCAGCAAGGUGGGAUACUGAGUGGGAAGAACAUGCUAAGCCGUUGAUAUCUGAGGUAAGUUAAUCUUUUUUCUAAAAAUAAGUUAAUCAAUUUAGAUUUUUAUUUGUGUUAUUUUUGCCUCAUGGUCUUAUAUAUUAAGCAUACAUUUAUUUCCUCAGUUCUAGUGAAUAAUUUGAUAAUGAUUUCUACAUAUUUUAUAAUGAGUUCCAAACUGCAAAACAGGGGCUAUUGGAUGGGGGGAUAGCCCCCAAUAUCAGGGGGUCCACCCCUAUCCAAUGGUUAUGUUAUGCAGUCCGGACUGCACAACAGUCUUUUGUAUUAUAAUAUAAUUAUAGGGGUGAGGCUGGGUUUAAUUGGGUCAACUUCUGGUUCAAUGAAUCUAAGGGUAUAAAUACUAGCAGAAAACACCUCUUGAGCUUAUUGGGUCACAUUAGAGAGUGGCGAGGCUGGGUGUAAUUGGGAACUCCUAUUGGAGUGGGAAGAGUGAUUAAACACACAAACCUAUUGUAAUUGUUGAUUAUAGUGGUUUUGAGACAUUGGCACAAUUCAGGGGAACCACAGUAAUAAUUAAGAACUAGAAGUGUUAAUUGUUGAGCUAUUCCUCACUUAGGUUGGCUCAUGGAUCAUACUGCAAAAUAAAAUCUACAGCUUAAGAAUUAAGAAAGUAAAAUCCUGAUCAUUAAAAGUGCCUAAACUGGUUGCCUACAUUUUCAGAUGCGACUUGUAAAUUUGGAGCUACUGAAAUCAAAAUUCAAGGGUACGAACACUAUGUUUGGUGUCCCAAGAAUUCUUCAGGGAGAUUUUAACAUGUGUUUUUCUAAUGAACUAGUGGUUUUUCCCUUUGGGGUUUUUCAGUUAAAAAUUAAUUCAUGCUUUAUUUUUCUGAACUUGAAAGGAAAUUAGGGAAAUAAUUUAUUUUCCCAGACACAAUCUUAGAAUGGUAGCUAAGAGGCUUGAAAUGAAAUAUAAGAUAGUAA